AUGGAGCCCACCGAUGAGAAAACCGCCGUUACGGCCACCGCGGACAAUCCAGUGAUAACCAAGGACUAUUCCGACGCGACGCCUGCCAACAGCCCGAUUCCAAGAGGAUGGAUGUACAAGUCCUUCCAGAUCGGUCGCUGGAACACUAGCUGGUACGCCUCGCCGCGUAUUCAGUUGGGCAUGGUCGCCUUCGUCUGCUUUUUGUGUCCCGGCAUGUUUAAUGCGCUCAGUGGAUUGGGCGGUGGUGGUAAGACGGACACGACCUUGGCCGACGAGAUGAACAUCGCCCUCUACAGUACCUUCGCCGUCGUGGGAUUCUUUGCUGGCACCUUCGUCAACCGGAUGGGUAUUCGCCCGGCGCUGGGCUUUGGCGGCAUCGGAUACACCCUCUACACCAUCAGUCUACUUGUCUCUGAGCACAAGCACGUGCCAGGUUUCAACAUCUUCGCUGGAGCCUUCCUGGGUGUGUGCGCCGGUCUCCUGUGGACCGCUCAGGGAACCAUCAUGAUGUCCUAUCCACCUGAGGAAAGCAAGGGCCGUUACUUUGCCUGGUUCUGGGGCAUUUUCAAUAUUGGUGGCUGUUUGGGCAGUUUGAUCCCAUUGGGUGAAAACAUCAAGGUGACCAACAACAAAACCGUCAGCGACGGAACCUAUAUCGGCUUUAUCGUGCUCAUGUUUGUUGGCGCCUGUCUCGCCCUCUGCCUCUGUGAUGCCGACAAGAUCGUGCGCAAGGACGGGUCACGCGUCAUCCUCAAGAAGUCCCCGAGCUGGACAACCGAAAUUGUCGGCCUGUGGACCACCAUUCGCUCUGAGCCCUACAUCAUCCUGUUGUUCCCUAUGUUCUGGUCCUCAAACUGGUUUUAUACCUACCAGCAGAAUGCCAUCAAUGCGGCGCACUUUGACACCCGCACCAAGGCGCUGAACGGCUUCCUCUAUUGGUUCGCUCAGAUCGUCGCUGCCGUUCUUAUGGGACCCUUGCUGGACUGGGAGCGGUUCCGCCGCAGUGUUCGCGCCAAGGCGGCUCUGAUCGCCCUCUUCGUGCUGACUAUGGCGAUCUAUGGUGGUGGAUAUGCUUGGCAGAAGGGGUACACGCGCGAGACGGUAACUGCGCCGGACUUCGAACCCACUGACUGGACUACCCCCGGCUACGUGGGUCCUAUGUUCCUGUAUUUCUUCUACGGCAUGUAUGAUGCUGUUUGGCAGGGAAUUGUUUACUGGUACAUGGGCGCUCUGGGAAACUCGGGUCGAAAGCUGGCCAACCUUGCGGGUUUCUACAAGGGCCUGCAGUCCGCGGGCGCGGCCGUCAUGUGGAGCUUGGAUCGUGACAAACUGUCGUACAUGUCCCUGUUCGCCUCUAACUGGGGCCUGCUGUGCGGAUCCAUUGUGGUCGCGGCACCCGUAGUGUUCCUCAAGAUCAAAGACCACGUCCCGGUUGAGGAGGAUCUCAAGGGCACGGGCGAGACGCUGGAGGAUGUUUUGCCGGCUGAUCACCCCGAGAAGCGCGCGAUGGAGGGUCAUGUGUAA
Messenger RNA from Aspergillus tanneri, 1524 nucleotides. Its product is annotated as DUF895 domain membrane protein. Gene Ontology annotation, molecular function: transmembrane transporter activity. The transcript is spliced from 4 exons. The coding region runs from base 1 to 1524 and encodes 507 amino acids. The record is from RefSeq and is a predicted model, not a curated record. NCBI's taxonomy places the organism in Eukaryota, Fungi, Ascomycota, Eurotiomycetes, Eurotiales, Aspergillaceae. Gene Ontology annotation, biological process: transmembrane transport.